CAGAGCUGUACAAUCUUCCACAGCAACUUGUUGCUUGGUUUGGACGAAAUGGUUCCUGAUCCGAGUUGUAUAUAUUUUAGGAAAUGUAGAAAAUAUAAAUGUGCAAAAGAAAGGAAUUUAAACUUACUUUAGCAUCAAAACUACAUUGGUUUGCUUUCGCUUUUCUCCGUGGGUUUUUUGAAAGUGCGAUCGGAGAACAAGAUUCAACCCGGUUCUUUUUCCCAUUUGGAAAGAAACUCAUCCGAAAUUAUGCCCGAAACGUUUGGCGGGUCCUCGAACUCGUCGGGAGGACCGUCCGGGCCCUACCAGUCUUCUAUGGGCACCUCGAGCUCCUCUUCCUCCAGUACUGCCGGUACCGCCGACCGGUUUCUCCCGGCCUCGGUGAGCGACAGCGCGCGCAUGAUGUUCCACGCUGGGCAAGCCGACUUGAUAUGGAUUGCAAAUGUGUCUGGGGCUGGAAGAUCGCGAGACUUGUCAUGCUAAUCUGGCAUGACUCUAAACUCUGUAUUGCGUGACAGCGAAACGGUCCUCUUGCCUGUCAAGCAAAAACCCAGUUUCUCAUCCGGAGUACGCAACUCAGAACCAUGGAAAACGAAAAACUUGUCAUACUUGCCAGCGCAUUACAGUGCGCUCACUAUUCCCUUUCUUGCAUCACAAGUUUCCAGACCCAGACAUAGUUGCAAUGCAUACUUGAACAGUGGCGACCAUUUGUUGCCGAAGACAGACUACUAUCAACUGCAAAAAUGUCUGGGUCUGGAAGAGUGGAACUUGUAAUGCUGUCUUUGGAUUCUAAAAAUAUGUGUUGCAUGAGCAGCAAGAGGAGUCCGGUUUGUCCUACGUGGAGAGGGCAUUUCUCAUGCGGAAUAGGCAACAGGAAGCCCUCCAAAAGUCUGUGAUGCUAGGCCAUGCGUUACAGGUAUCACGGGUCAUGCAAAAUAUGCAUGACAAACCUCGCAAUCUUCCAGACCCAGACAUUUUUGCAUUUGAUAACUACGAGCGGGCGCUCGCGGAGAACUGCCUCGGGAAGGGGCAGCUGCAGGACAUGGAGAGCGAGCGCAUCCUGGCGUAUAGCAAGAAGCCGCCGCCCCCGGCGCAGACUGGACUGGACGAGAUGCGAGUGGUGUAUACAGUGGCGCGGAACGCGACCAGAAACCCCGCGGCGAGCACGGUGGGCGCCGACCGAGUGAUCCCCACCACCGCAUUUCGGACCCUCGACGCGCCCGACUUAGUGGACGACUUCUACCUCAACCUGCUUGACUGGAGCAGCCAAAACGUGGUCGCGGUCGCCCUUGGCGGACUUGUACUAUUUACAUGCUUUAUGCAAUAUUAUCGUGGUUGCUAGUGAUGUUGUAGCGAAUGUUCAGGUAUGUUGUGCGACGUAUUGAUUUACAUAAAAAAUCCACUCUACUUCGGCACAAAGAUGUUGAAAGAUGGCACCAUCCCUCUUGUCAGGUCUACCUCUGGAACGGCAACACAGCGUCCACGACAGAGCUUUGUAGUUUACUAUUACAAUGAAAAAUGCCCCCUCCCCAUAUCAAAACGGAAAUCUGUGAUGCAGAUUUGUGGUCACAAAUCAGCUUUGUGAUGCUAGAAGGCAAAAGAUGCGGACUGUAGUGCUCCCUAGCGUGGGAAAGCCUUGCAGCUUCAGGGUGACAGGAGGCAACUGGAAGUGGGAAACAGCAUGACAGAUUGCCGGCAAUUUAGGCCGCAGCUUCGUCUCUUGGCCUUCUAGCAAUACAAGUCGAUUUGUGUACUCAAAUACAGCAUCACACAUUCGCGCAUCUUCCGUUUCCGAUAUGGGGUGGGGGCUUUUUUCACUUUGAUAUUUACCGGAAGAUACCGACACCUACUUCACCAGUGUGCGGUUCACCAUAUCGCGAGGAAAAAUCCCCCCUCCCCAUACUGAAAAUGUAUAUUUUUGAAAAUUUGUGAUGCUGAUUUGUGGCCACAAAUCGCGUCUGUUUUGCAAGAAGGCAAACCCAGAAGGCCCCCCGAAUUCCGCCGGCUGUUUGUGAUGCUGCUGGGCCUACAUCAUGGACUUUUGUGAUGGUGAGCGCCUAGGCCAAAACCUCUCCACUCCGGCUUGAUAUGGGCCUGCAGUCCUCUACUGCAAGACAGGGCUGAUUUAUGUACGCAAAUCCAGCAUCAGAAAUUUCGAUUGUAUAUCGGGAGGGGUUUUUUUCCCUUUCGAUUCACCAAAGACGGAAAUCACUUGGCAUUGGGACUCUCCGACAGCACCACACAGCUCUGGGAUCUCGGUACUGGACAAAAGUAAUAGUGAAGUUCUUUUUGUCUUCUUGCAGCAUACAUAAUGGAAACAAGCAUUCAGUGUGGUAGUAGUCCACUGUGGUCGUCAAAUAAUCACUAUAAACUUCAGAAGCCGCUUUUCCCGUGAAGAGUACAGGUCGCAUCAAAGAUAAAGCUUAAGCUAUAGAAAUAAGUGCUUGAACUACAACUCGUGGAGAUGAGGACUUCGAGGGCUAAAGCUGUUCCACCUAAAAUUGUUUCGUCCAAAACUACAGGUAAGAGCAAGCAGCUGCGCGCCUUCCGCACCCAUUCCGCCCGCGUGGGUGCUCUCGCGUGGAACGGGCCGCUUUUGUCCACGGGAUCAAAGGAUUUCGAGAUUCACAGUAUCGUAAGGAAAAAUUCCCCCUCCCCAUAUUGAAAAGGUAUGUUUCCGAAAAUUUGCGUUGCUGAUUUGAGGUCACAAAUCACAUUUGUCUUGCAAGAAGACAAGGGCAGAAGCUUUCGCCCCAUUAGGGAAGCGAUUUGCCACGCUGUUGAGCCUAAAGGGGAUCCGUUUGCCAUGCUGAACAACUAGACCCAUACGCCUCUACCUAGCCUGGGGAUCUGGCCGCAGUGCCUCUCUGCAAUACAGAGCUGAUUAGAUUUGUGUGCACAGGUCAAGCAUCAGAAGUUUCGUUUUGAUAUGGGGAGGAGGGAAAUUUCCUUUUGAUUCACAACCACGACGUUCGCGUCCGGGAGCACCUGGUCGCCAAAAUGGGCGAGGGGUUUCACCUAUCAAAUGCAAAAAUGUCUGGGUCUGGAAACUUGCAAUGCUAAAAGUGGAUGAUAGCCGGAUUGCAAUACGCAGCCAAGCAUGAAAAAUUUUUGAGCUGCUAUGUGCUGCGUAUUCCGCAUGAGUAGAAACAACGUUUUUACAUGACAGAUAGGAGAGCCAUUUCGUGCCCAUGCAUCACAGAUGCUCGAGUCAUGUCAGACAUGCAUGACAAAUGUAAGAAUCUUCCAGACCCAGACAUAUUUGCAAUGCAUAUCACCAGCAAGAGGUCUGCAGUUUGGAGUGGUCGCACGACGGGACGUGUUUAGCGUCGGGCGGAAACGACAACGUGAUCUGCCUCAUAUCCACUGCAAAUAUGUCUGGGUCUGGAAAAGUGGAACUUGUAAUGCUAGCUCUACAUUCCUGGGAAAUCUGUGUUGCAUAACCAACAAAAGUCGCAGCCUCUUUUGUCAUGCAAAAACGCAGUUUUUCAUGCGGAUUGCCUAUGAGAAAGCGUUUUGGGAAGUUGUCAUGCUGGGCCGCAUUCGGAAGUGUUUUCAUCAUGCACAUUUUAGCGUCACCGCCCAGACAUAUUUGCAUUUGAGAGCUCACGGACGAAAACAAUCUUUCCGUGCCGCGUUUCCUGCUGUCCGAGCACCGCGCGGCGGUCAAGGCCCUGGCCUGGUGCCCCUGGCAGCGGAACCUGCUGGCCAGCGGGGCGGGCAGCAACGACAUGCGGAUCCGGUUCUGGCACGCGAACACCGGCAUAUCAAAUGGAAAAGUGUCUGGGUCUGGAAGAGUGUAAACUUGUCAUGCAGGUUUUUCAUGACCCAUGAGGUUUGGAAUGCGGGACCCAGCAUGACAGAGUCUGUGAGGUCUCUGCCAUGCCUAUCCUGCAUGAGAAACUCCCUCCAAACUUGGUCGAAAGUGGACAGCUUUUGGCACUCGUGCAGCACAGAUUUCUCGAUGAUUCGGAUCUAGCAUGACAACUUUCAAUCUUCCAGACCCGCCAGACAUUUUUGCAAUCCAUACGGCACGUGCGUAAACGAAAUUCUCACAGACAGCCAGGUCACGCAGCUGCGGUGGAGCACGGCGGACCGCGAGAUCGCCUCCUCGCUAUGCAAGGCAGGAGUAUCGUAUUAGUACGAAUUAUUGCAUUACAAAUUUAUCCAGAAGAAAAAGUCGAAUUUGUGAUGCUGUUGUAGCUAAAAGGCGAGAUCUGUCAUGCAAUCUUGCGAUUUGCAGCGAGUUGCACGAGUAUCUACGAUACUGUUGCAAUGCAUACUCGCACGGCUACAGCAAGAACCAAAUUUGCGUGUGGCAGUACCCCAGCUGCGGGAAGCUGGCGGAGCUCGCCGGGCACACGAGCCGCAUUCUGUGCAUGGCGCAGUCGCCGGACGGGAGCACGCUGCUCACCGCGGGCGGGGACGAAACCCUGCGGUUUUGGAAGGUUUUCGCGCCGGAACGGAGCAACGUGCCGGUGAAGCCAAAGGCUACUACGCUGGACAACUUUUCGGGCACAAAGAUGUCGUCUUUGAAGGGGAUCAGAUGACAUUUUUCUCACGGGUUUACAAUUUCCAAAAACAUCAGCAGUACUACUCAGGUCGUUUGAUCCUGUUGGUACUGCUGAAGAAUCUUCGAAGUUUAUUUACAAUAGACUCUACAAAUGCAACUUAUUUGUAAGAAAGUUGGGACCACCAGCAGCAGCUUUUGGAGCGGCUCAUGGUCGUGUGCUGCGGUCAUGAGCAGGAACGAUCCGGCCGCGUUGAUAUUUGUUGGGAAUACAAUUUGAUGAACCAACCUUGCGCAAAAUGUACAUCGCUUGAUCCAGCCCUUGCACGACAUCAGAACAGAG
Molecule: messenger RNA, 4853 nt
Organism: Amoebophrya sp. A120
Lineage: Eukaryota; Dinophyceae; Syndiniales; Amoebophryaceae
Source: the annotation of a GenBank genome assembly